GUUGAGAUUGCGCUGGAACCCCCAUUCCCUAUACUACUUAAUCAAAUCAAGGACCCGAUUUAAGACAUAUUUCCAAAGACUUUCUAGACGUGUGUUUUUUUUUUCCUGUUUCGAAUGCCGUGAUUUGCAUUGAGUAUAAAAUUAUCCGGUAGUCUUGUUCAUUCAUUCCCUGCUAGCAGAGCCUAAUUUCCUUUUGUUUUGGUUGAAAGAAGGGAGAGAAAGAGAAGAGAGACUCUGCUAGCAGGGAAGUUCAUUCACGACUCUUGAACUAAAGAUUUUUUAAGCAACAUUCAUAAAAUUCUAAAAAGAAUUUCUAGGAUUGUAAUAAGUAACUUCUUAUUUUAAAAACAUGUUAGAAAUGUGACGACGUUUCUCUAGAAUUGUGAGAGAUAAAAAGGAAAAAAAGGGAAAAAGAAUCAAUACGCCACAGAGUAAAUAAUUCAAACUCAUAAAUCAUCAAUUUUUUUUUUUUCUUCUUUUGAUUCUUUCUCUCUUUUUUCUUUCUUUUUGUUUGUUUGUUUUUCCGACUUUCAGUUUCCCUAUAAUUGGGUAGCCUGUGUAAUUUUAAUUUCAAAAGAUGUAUCCCAGCAUUCCUUUUGGUAAUGUUUUCCCGCGUGUUCAGAUUAGUUUGGACAAGAACAAUAUUUAAAAGAAUAAAGUCAAUAACUAUGGACACAGUUGCUUCAAAAAAGCCCCACUUAGGGAAAAAGAUAGGCACACACAAUGGCACAUUUCACUGUGAUGAAGUACUUGCUUGUUCAAUGCUGAGACAACUACAUGAAUACAAAGACGCUGAAAUUAUAAGAUCACGGGAUCCAGCUAUUCUUGGUGAAUGUGAUGUUGUUGUUGAUGUUGGUGGGGUGCAUGAACCAGACAGAAAUCGUUAUGAUCAUCACCAAAGGAGUUUUAAAGAAACCAUGAAGAGCUUGACUAAUUCACGCAAACCCUGGGAGAUCAAACUGAGCAGUGCUGGCCUUAUAUACCUACACUUUGGCCACAAAGUAUUAGGAAAUAUUUUGGAUUUGCCUGAAAAUGACCCAGUGACAGAUGAGAUCUUUGAUAAGAUAUACUUGAACUUUAUUCAAGAGGUUGAUGCAAUUGAUAAUGGUGUUAACCAAACUGAUGAUCUACUGAGAUAUGAAAUUAACACAAAUCUAAGCACAAGAGUCGGAGAAUUGAACCCUAGAUGGAAUGAUCCUAACCCUAAUGAACAAGCACAGUUUAACAAGGCCCUAGAAAUGGUUGAAAGGGAAUUCUUAAACAAAGUGUUAUUUUAUAAAGACAGUUGGCUGCCAGCAAGAAGCUUAGUGGAAAAGGCAAUCAAGCAGCGAUAUGAGGUUGAUUCAAGUGGAGAAGUGAUUGAAUUAGACAAGGCAGGUUGUCCAUGGAAGGACCACUUAUUUGAACUUGAAAAGCACCUUGAAGUGAAGAAACCCAUAAAGUUUGUCAUCUAUCCUGAUAACAGUGAAAAAUGGAGAGUUCAGUGUGUUCCAGUGCGAUCCCAGUCAUUUGAAAACAGGCUAAGCCUGCUGGAAGAAUGGCGUGGUAUUAGAGAUGAUGAGCUGUCAAAACUCAGUGGAAUUCCUGGCUGUGUGUUCGUUCAUGCCAAUGGGUUUAUCGGUGGAAAUGAUACUAGAGAAGGUGUUUUAGAAAUGAUAAGAAAAACAUCAGAGCAAUCUAAAUGAUGCUGGCAAUAUUUUUAUUGUUGUAAUAGAAAUGCAUUAAAUAUAUUAUGUAAAUACGCAUUUGAUAUGUAGACUGUCUUCUCAUGUGUAGCCAUGGCAAUUAUUGCCUCUAGCUUAUGGCUUUCAAGUUUCCUUAACUAGGGAUUGUAUGUGAGUAAAACUCAAACUUGUUUUAUUCGGGAAUCCUUUAUGGAUGGUAGAAUAAAUUGAAAUCUCAAAGCCUAGGCCUAAAAUACGCCUCUAGAAUGAUUUAUGUACUUCUAAAGCCAAUAAAUAUUUCUGCCUUAAAAA
Molecule: messenger RNA, 1976 nt
Organism: Actinia tenebrosa (Australian red waratah sea anemone)
Lineage: Eukaryota; Metazoa; Cnidaria; Anthozoa; Actiniaria; Actiniidae
Product: MYG1 exonuclease
Cellular component (GO): cytoplasm; nucleus
Source: RefSeq, a predicted model, not a curated record